Molecule: messenger RNA, 518 nt
Organism: Prorocentrum cordatum
Lineage: Eukaryota; Dinophyceae; Prorocentrales; Prorocentraceae
Source: the annotation of a GenBank genome assembly
CAGGAGAGCUGCGCCAUGCGCCGUGCCAUCCACGAGAGCCACGGGGAUCACUCGGGGUGCCCCGAAUCGGAGCAGCAGCGGGCCGACUUCCACAGGAGCUUUGGCCGCAAGAUCAGAACGGCGGCCCCGCACGGCGGCCAGGAGGGCGGCGCCCGUGAGGCCAUCCACGCGGCCGCGGAGCCGCAGGGUCCCGAACGCGCGGCGCCGCAGGAGGCGCGCUGGAGCGGCUUCGCUGGCUUCUCGCCGCGAGGGCGGGCGCCGCGGGCGCCGCCCGCUGCGGCCGACCAGAAGCGGCGCACCCUCGAGAUGGCCCUCUCGCCGCGUGGCGACGAUCCCCCGCUCCCGCAGAGGCCGGCCUCCCCGAGGGCGGCGCAGCCGUUGGCGGGCUCCGCCGGCGUCGCCGGCGUCAUGGCGUGGGACGCGUCUGCCCCGAGGCCUGCCGCGUCGAGCCCGCGGCCGCCGGCGUCGGCGAGGACGGACCCCAUCUGCCACCAGGGCGCCCCGCCGGCCCGCGGAGG